Molecule: messenger RNA, 4150 nt
Organism: Anolis sagrei ordinatus
Lineage: Eukaryota; Metazoa; Chordata; Lepidosauria; Squamata; Anolidae
Gene: FAM8A1
Product: family with sequence similarity 8 member A1
Source: RefSeq, a predicted model, not a curated record
CCUGGGCGUGGGACGCGCAUGCGCAGUGGGCAGCUCAGGCAGUGACAGGGCCGGGGCUAUGGCAGAGCCCUCGGAAAUGCCUUCUGUCGACGGCGGUGGUCCUGAGGGAGGAGGAGAAAGAAGGAGAAGGGCCGGUGCUGCUUCUUCUUCUCCUUCCUCCUCCUCCGUUCCUGCUGCCGCCUCGGAAGCCCUCAGUGCCGCAGAGUAUUCCCGGCGCGUCCACCAAUGGCUGUGGGACUCCUACUGCGGUUACCUGAGCUGGCAGACCAGCGGCCUGGCUGCCCUCAUGGCCGGAGCCGUGACGACGACGACGACGGCGGCGGGCGCGGCCUCCUCCACAUCUCCGAACCCGGGCGCGUGCUGUUACUACGGCAACGUCCCCACCUGCUACUACCUCCUCGCGACCGCCGCUCCAGAGGGCAGGCCCGCCCCCGUUGCCGGGCAACCGCCGCCCCCAGCCGCUAGGCACGCGCCCCCGGCUCCGCGCGCCGGCCCCGCCCCCAGCAGCGUCUCCAGGGAAACCACCCGGCCCGCAGGUCGUGAAUAUAUUAUUCCAUCCUUGGCUCAUAGGUUUAUAGCAGAGAUGGUGGAUUUCUUUAUUCUGUUCUUUAUCAAGGCAACUAUAGUUCUGAGUAUUAUGCAUCUCAGUGGAAUAAAGGACAUUUCUAAGUUUGCCAUGCACUACAUUAUAGAAGAAAUCGAUGAAGACACGUCCAUGGAAGACUUGCAGAAAAUGAUGGUAGUGGCCCUUGUCUACAGACUGCUAGUCUGCUUCUAUGAGAUUAUAUGUAUUUGGGGAGCAGGCGGAGCAACUCCUGGGAAAUUUUUGCUCGGUCUUCGAGUUGUAACAUGUGAUACAUCUGUACUUAUUGCACCAAGUCGCGUGUUAGUGAUUCCAUCUUCCAAUGUCAGCAUGACAACGUCUACAAUACGAGCUUUGAUCAAGAAUUUUUCGAUUGCUUCCUUUUUUCCUGCAUUCAUUACCCUACUGUUUUUCCAACACAACCGAACAGCCUAUGACAUUGUUGCAGGAACAAUUGUGGUAAAGAGACCCAGUGUCAGAUGAUAGCCAAGGGCUCAUUUCUAUUGUUUCAACAUGCUGAUGGUAAUUCCUUGGAUUUCUAAAAUUCACUCCGGAACAGUAGCAGAGAAGAUGCGGAACAUAUUUCUUUCCUUCCAGCAAUGCUAUCCAUUGGUGAAAAGUGGAACUGGUUUGAGAAUAUUUUGAACUGCACAAGAAAACAAGCUACCUUCAGAAGACUUGCUUUACAAUUACACUGUCUGUGGAGUGUGAGAAAUGCCAGCUUGGAUUCUGUACCAAAAGGUAGCUGUUAUUUUUAUGAAGAUCCAAAAUUUUCUAAUUGCUGGAGCGGUAACCAAAGGGAUUAAUAAUAGUGUUCUCUACAAAGAAUUGUGUUCUCCUAUUUUGAUGACAGUGAAGGAUUUGCCACUUUAUAAAAGCCUUAUCAGGAACUGCUUACACAAGCAUUGUGUUAUUACAAUACUCAAAUUUCUCUAUAAACAGUGUGUUAAAUGUCUUGCAUGAUGUGGAUAUCUUGAACGUAAUACAGAUCAUUGACUAUGUCAGAUAUUAUCAAGGAAAACAAGAAAUACUGCUACUGGCGAAAAUGUAAAUAUUGGUGGCUCUGGUAAUAAUGCUAUAGACAAGAAACUUAAAUGGCUUUCAAUGGUUGAUGAAUUGUUUGGUAUUCCACCUUGUUGGCUUGCAUAGGCUUUCACAGAGAGAAUAUAUCAAGAUUAUUUGCUUUCUUGUAAAAGCACAAAAAACAUAAAAUGUGUGUGUGAAAAAUAGUUCCAUUAUGUAUUUAAUAAGAGAUAAAACAAGCUUGAUAAAAAGUGUUUAUACAUUGCAUUUUACACCACUUUAUAACAAAAUAAGUUUUUUUAAAAAAAAAAUCAGCCCAAUUUCAUUGCUGUGUAACAAUACUGGGAAUUUGUGCAAGAUGUUUGGUAUACUUUCACUUCAUCUGGUUGUGCCGAGGUAUUGAAAUGACACCAGUUAGAUAAAGCACAUUUUACAUUUUUUUUUAUUUUUACAUAUGCAAUAAUACAAAUUAAGUCAUUAUUGUGUUUUAGGCUUGACAGUGGCUGUUUGAGCCUUCUGAUUUGCUUCUGGUCAACCAAUUAGGAGGUAAUGUACUCUAAGGAGCUGGGUUGCUUUGUAAAAGUUUUAAUGCUUUUUUUGAAAAGGCUGAAUACCAUACUAAACAUUCAAGAUUCAGUUCUGUGACAUUACUAUGUAAGACAAUGCAGACCUGAUCUGUUGGUUUGUUUUAGAAAGUAAACUAAGCUGGCUGAAAUUCACAUAAACCAAGCACACACUCCUCCAGUUGGAAGAUGGAGUAUACAGUUCCAUUCUGGCAGAACUAUGCCACGUCUUGCCCUCCUAUCCCGUGCAAGACUCACCAUCUUUUUGGAGGAUUGUGCUUUCAUUUUACUUAUGGCUACAGGGACGGGGCCAGGUGGCUCUCUGUUGCUCCCUGCUAAUCACCAGCCACUAAAUGGCCAAAGAAAGAGGGCACCGCAGUAAAAAUGUGAGUCUUGGAGAGAGAGUUAUGUGUGGGAGUGAAUUUCUCCUACAGUGACAAAAAAAGACAUUGGUUUGAGUUGGCCUUAAUACUUGUGUUACUAACAAGAUGCCAGCCAUUGCUGUACUCAGGCUGUAGUCUUACCGCUUCAUCACACUAGAGAAUGAAUUCACUUUAAAUCCGGUUUCUGCCUCAUGCAGAAUUCUGGGGUUUGUAGUUUAGGGACAAGCCUUUAACAGCCUCACUAAACUACAAACCCCAGAAUUCUGCAAAGGCAGAAAUCAGAUUUAAAGUGGAUUCAUUCUCUAGUGUGAUGCUUUCCUUAAACAUCUGAAGACAGAGCAAACAGAUAGUGAUGACCUUCCAGUUGCUUCAUAGAAUAUACCAGCAGUAUUCUUCCAAUUAGACAAAUGAUUUAAGGGGCAAAACCGAGUAAGCGGCAGUUGACUAGGAAGAAGCAAAGUAAUUUAUAUUCCUCCCUUGGCUAGUAAUGUGUUCCAAGUAAAUUUGGGUUCCUGGAAGGGAUCCUGCGGGAUUAAGUAUCUCAUGCUUGGUCUAAAAUAAACCUUUAAAUGAAUAAAAUGUGUAUACUUUGAUUGCCACCAAACUCUUAUGCAAGAAAGUGGAAGUUGAGGCAAGUUAGUGUUUUGGCAGCAAAAUGCAGGGUUGUUUCUACAUUUUUCAGCAGUGGUCAUAAAUGCAUCUUGAGGAAAAAUGAAUUACAGGAAGAACUAAUUGAGGUGUAAGGGAUUACCAUUUUUUAUGGUUCAGGUGUUACCAAUAUAAUAAUUACAACUUAACAGCACUUUCAGAGGUAACUGCUAAGGAAUGAGAUAGAGCUUUUUGAGCCCAAAGUACUAUGCAGACAUAGAGAAAUCUCAAUAUUGCAUUCUUUACUGCUUUGGCUUCACUUUCUGGUGGAGUUAGGUAAUUCUGCUUUAUUAACGGACUGGAUUGUUAACUUCUGAUGAGAAACAGUGGCAUUUUUUAUGCUCAAAAGAAGUAACAACUGAGGCAGAAAUAUGGAGUUGUGCUUAAAACGCAGCAUGGUCUGUCUAUCACAUGACCUGGAUAUACUAACCAAUAGACAGGUGGUAGGAAAUAUUAAGUUAGCCCAUGGAAGAGGUGCCAUUAGAUAAUAAUAAUAAUGAUGAUGAUGAUGAUAAUCUUUAUUAAUAUCCUGCCACCAUCUCCCCGAAGGGACUUGGGGUGGCUUACAAAGCACUCCAAGGUGCACAUACAACAUACAAUUGGUGAAAACAGUACAAAAAUAUAAAAGUCACAUAAAAUUAGUUACACAACUCCAGUCUUUUACGCCUGUGCUUUCCUCUGCCCAGUGUUACUGAGACUUAGGCAUAAUUUGCACACUGUUUUCAAUGGCAGUUGAUGUGAGGAAAUUCUGCACCAUUAUUGUCAGUAUUUUAUGGGUGAGGUAUUCACUUGUAGAAUAACAAGAAUAGAAACUGCUUUGGUCACUCGACAUUUUAAUACUGAUGAACUCUAUGUUAAGUACAUCACUAGAUGCAAAGAGAUGAAUUAAACUAGCCCAUUAUCUGCAUGAUUACUUUCAUCUGCCAUGUAAAUAAACUAAUUUGUAAAAA